AUGAUACAUAGACAGUUGGAGAUCAAAGUCAUCCAUUCAUCAGAUAUCGUAUCACUCUAUCAAUGUGUCCAAAGUGGAGACACUGCCAAGUUCAUCCAUCACUGUGAUCAGUUGGACAUCAGCAUUCAUUCGCCCAAAGAGUUGCUCGAUACGAUCAAUGAAUCAUUCUAUCAUGCGUUACACAAACAGAAUGUUACAUUGGUGACAUAUAUAAUUGAGUUGUUCAGAGAUGGCAACACGACGAAUGAUCAGUUUGUCCAACAUGUAAGAUCGUCAUUGUUCUCUUUCCUAAGAUACAACAUGAACAUCGAGUUAAGUCGGCCAAUGAUACAUACACUACUUGGAUACCUCCCAGACAUUGCUCCUCCAUUGCUUCACCAAAUAAUGAUGAAGACUGCAUUGUCCCAACACGGGGACCUUGACCUCUACUACCAGCUGUAUCACCACCAUCAAGGUUAUGACCUUGCACCUGCAUUCCAACACUAUGUCUUCAUAGGCUAUCAGAUGAAAGAGUUCAAUCCAAUGUUUGCCAAGUAUCAAUCGAGAAUAAUCAAUGACUUUAUAGCAUACCUGGGCAAGCCAUCACUGAAUACCAAUGUCAAUGAUGACAUAUUCGCCGAGUUCUUGUUGGUGUUCACAAUCAAGCAUCGACUGUUUGACCUGUUCAUGACGAUUGCUAAGCAUGUCAACACUGAUCCAAACUUGGACUCCCAAUAUCUCUCGGCUUCCGCACAUCCGAUCACUGUCGCAACACUGUUGGCGCUCACACACUCAAUACCGAAACUGAUCAAUCGACUUGCACGUGAGGGAGACCUCGUAUUUCUGAAGCUUGUCCUGCCUCUUGUAGCCGUACACCUGGACACAAAGGUGAACUCUCAAGCAACAUCCGUUCAAAUUUUUGAUCCUGAUUUGCUACAAUGUGCGUUGACUGGCGGCCACUAUGAAUGUGCACUCUUCAUCCUGGACAACUUUACUCAAUACCUUGCAUUGCUCCCCUCUGUUGGCAUGCCUGGAUGGUCCAACGAAGUAGGUGACACCAAAUGGACGGUGACCAGUAUAAACAUGUCAAAUGACCAUGAUCACAACUGGCCGUGGCCAGACCUCAUCGAGAGACUUGUUGGGCAUAUCUCGGUGGAGUGUAGAUUCAAAGAUCUAUAUUCAGAUGCGAUCAAAGCCAGACGAAUGGAUGUGAUUGAACUAUUUGGAUCACUGAUCAGCAGCAACAGAGUCAAGGUCAAGAAGGACACCUUUGACAGCGCACUAAGCAUUGCGAUUAGGGAACAAUACUGCGAGGCCAUCGAAGCGAUCAUUCACUAUCGUCCAUCGUUCAAAUAUAUAAGCUUGAUGGACAUUGAUCAAUGUACAUCUAACGUCCAAGAUAUGCUACUAGCCAGUAUACCACCUGGCUCCAUUAUCUUUGACAACACCACCAGCAUCCCCAACAAGAUAAUCGACCUGUCCCCGACUACGAUCCGGAUGUUGAUCAAACAUCAGCAUCAUCCGCAAUGUUGGCGCACGCUUCUAAGGAGUGCUGAGCUGUUGGAUGAUAGAGAGCUAAUUGGUAUACUUGGCAAUCAUGGAUAUGGCACGACAUCAUACAAGGGCGAUCCUUGGACCCUUGGCUAUGACCUUGAUGUCACCACAAGGAAUAGAGUGCAGCCAACUGUACAAGACUAUAUGUUGUACGUCUUGCUCAAUCAGAGGACGAGUCAAAGGGCCAAGAUCGACAGACUUCUGGCUUCACCAAAGCAUAAUGCUCGUGUUGAUAAACAUGGCCACCCUGCAAUUAUGGGACAGUUGAUGAGAGAUGAUGUCAUUGAGCUCUUCAACAUGAAGCUUCAACCAGAUGAUCCUCCAUAUCAACUAAUACCAUAUCGUGCUGAUGUCAGUCACUUGGACAUGGAUCUCAUCGAGUUCAUUUGGAGUAGAUUGAAUGAUUCACUCAAACAAGAUCAACAAUUCAUCAUUAGUGUAUUAUCAUCAACAGCUGCAAUCAAUAACUUUAAGAUGUAUCGUUAUGUUAUUGAUCAAUGCUUGACUAGUGUGGACAUCCAGGAGCCAUUCAUACAAGUACCAAGUAUUCAAGUGAUCAAUGAGAAUAUCCAACUAUAUAGACGUUACUCAUCGAUCACUUCAAUCAUCCAGUUGUUCCGUCCAGACUCCAACUCUGAUGAUCAAUCAACACCAACAAGUCCAUACCAUCGACUUCACAUUCCACUCGUACAAUCAGAGUUCCAACAAUACCAAUUACUCCUCACCAAUCUUGGUGUCUUCAAUCCAUCACAAAAGGAUGAGUGUAACGUUUGA
Molecule: messenger RNA, 2307 nt
Organism: Acytostelium subglobosum LB1
Lineage: Eukaryota; Evosea; Eumycetozoa; Acytosteliales; Acytosteliaceae
Exons: 2
Coding region: 1-2307 (768 amino acids)
Source: RefSeq, a predicted model, not a curated record